GCAACUGAAGCAGCAGCGGGACAAGCUGAGGCAGUACCAGAAGCGGAUCAGUCUGAACCUGGAGAGGGAGCGGGCGCUGGCCAGGCAGCUGCUGAGAGACGGCAAGAAGGAAAAAGCCAUGCUCUUGCUAAAGAAGAAGCGUUACCAAGAGCAACUUCUAGAUAAAACGGAAAACCAAAUCAGCAACUUGGAGAGGAUGGUCCAGGAUAUUGAAUUCACCCAGAUUGAAAUGAAAGUCAUUGAGGGCCUGAAAAUAGGCAAUGAAUGUCUGAACAAAAUGCACCAGGUUAUGUCAAUAGAAGAAGUAGAAAGAAUAAUAGGUGAAACCCAAGAUGCUGUGGAAUACCAGAGGCAAAUAGAUGAGAUACUGGCUGGCAGCCUGACCGAGGAAGAUGAAGAUGCCAUUCUAGAAGAAUUAAACGCUAUUACUCAGGAACAGAUGGAGCUUCCAGAAGUUCCUUCUGAGCCACUCCCGGAAAAGAUCCCAGAAGCAUCACCCGUCAAGAACAGGCCAAAACCAGAACUGGUGGCAGCAUCUUAACUCCCACAUCUGGGGAUUCCCCCCCGUGACUUUCACCCAGGACAGUUUGCCAUCCCAGCCUGUGCUGGGAACAAGCAAUGCCUUGGCAGCAUCCCAGCUGUGCUGGGCGGAUGGUGGAGCAGGAUUCCCUGUGCAGGGUGGGGAACCUCAGCUGAUUAUUGUUCUUGUAUCAAGAUUAUUUUCUAGUGCUUUCUUUUUUUUGUAACUUAAAUUCUAAACUCACUCAGCUGCGCUGUCUCGGGAUUAAACAACAACUCUAAAAACUUCCAAAGCCAAA
This is a messenger RNA of Balearica regulorum gibbericeps (East African grey crowned-crane), 818 nucleotides long. The record is from RefSeq and is a predicted model, not a curated record. Lineage: Eukaryota; Metazoa; Chordata; Aves; Gruiformes; Gruidae.